GUUAUUGUGAGCGGGCUUCUUCAGCCUGCACACAGCCCCUGAAGGAUUUUGAUGCUAGCUAGCCAGCUGUUCUCCAAAAAUGGCAUCUUUCGUGACAGAAGUCCUUGCUAGUUCUGGUAAACUUGAAAAAGAAGAUCUCACUGGUAAAAUAAGCAAGCUGUCACGGAAAGUAGAAGAAACAAAGGUAAGCAAGCGAGUUAGCGUUGCCUAACUUAGCUAACGUUACCUAGCCCGCGAAAUAAUCAAAACAUUCGGCUAACUUUAAUCACAAAGCCAUCUAGCUAAUUUUAUAUAACGUGAUUUUAUCGUUCGAACCCGUUAAUAAAAUAUUUGGUUUUAUCGUUCUAAUCAGUCUUGCUAUGCUAGUUAGCCUCAUCUAACUAACUACCCCGAUUGACUGUCGUUAGCUAGAUGCCAAAGCCACAGCUUUGUUUGUGGCAGCCUUUGAGUUGUGUGGUGGCAGCUAGGUGUCCCAUUGUGUGGUGAACAAAAUUUGCGCGAGUAAAAUAAUGGAAAUUCUGGAAUCGGCGGUGUGUCUUCAAAAUAAAAGUCCCCCAUUGAAACGGAUAAAAAUAAUCGAAUCAUGCCACAAUUGACCCUUCGCUAAGCCCCGCCCCAGAAUAUUUGGCAACCAAUCGCAGCGCUGCAAUGGAUAGCAGAUGUCGUCCAGACCAACACCUCGUUAGUCGUGCACGAUUCCUGGAUUUUUGCAGUCGACUCCGACUCCUGUGGUUGGAGUCGACUCUUGCUCGACUCCCAAAACACGCUGAAAUAAAAAAAAUAAUAUGCCAUUUCGCAGACGCUUUUAUCCAAAGCGACUUACAGUCAUGCGUGCAUACAUUUUUGUGUAUGGGUGGUCCCGGGGAUCGAACCCACUACCUUGGCGUUACAAGCGCCGUGCUCUACCAGCUGAGCUAUAGAGGACCACAUGGAUGCGUACACACCCUCAUUAUUGCACAAUCCUACUAGGAAGACUACGUUUGCGUUCUAGUGGACUGACAUGAGCAUGAUGCUGCCCAUUUGCUCAUCAACUUAGCCUAUAAAAGGCCUAUUUUGUUUGAAUAUAGGUGAUGUGUAGGAACUAGAAUAUGUCUGCUGUGUGCAGCCUUAACGGAUCCCAUGGGAUGAUGUGGCUCACUCUACACUGAUAAGCCUAUUCUUUGCCAUGUUAUAGCCCGAUUCGGAUGGGUAGGCUAUUACUAGAGACGGUGUAUUUGUUAUCCAAGUAUGUGUGUUAUUCCAGAGAACGAUUCACACAGAAUUAGUUUUUCCAAACUGCCCCCUGUCAUUCUUACUUUUUUCAAAAUAAAUGUAAUGUCUAGACUACACUGAUAACUCGUGUUUGGCUGCCAAAUGUAUAGGUGUCCCCAUAAUAUUUUAAUUGAUGAAGUGUGAUCAUAAUCAUUAUUUUAGCUAUCCAUGGUAGAGGUCCUUCCUAAUAACAAUGCUGCUGAACCAUAUUUGCACUUGAGAUGCAUUUAUGGAUGAGAAAGUGAACUUGUCAUUUCUAAAAAGUUUAGCGGGGAUGCCCUGCUUUGACCAUUUGCCUAUGACAGGGCUCUCCAACUCUUAGUGGAGAGCUACCAUCAUGUAGGUUUUCACUCCAACCCUAAUCUAGCACAUCUGAUUAAAUAAUUAGCUGGUUGAUAAGCUGAAUCUGGUUAGUUACAUCUGGGGUUGGAGCGAAAACCUACAGGAAGGUAGCUCUGAAGGAACAGGGUUGGAGAACCCUGACAUAGGACAUCAACAGCCAGCCAGGGUUUCAUUAAAUAACAUUUACAUUUACAUUUUAGUCAUUUAGCAGACGCUCUUAUCCAGAGCGACUUACAGUUAGUGCAUACAUUUUUUAUUUUUUUUUCGUACCCCCUGUGGGAAUCAAACCCACAACCCUGGCGUUGCAAACGCCAUGCUCUAUCAACUGAGCUACAUCCCUGCCGGCCAUUCCCUCCCCUACCCUGGACGACGCUGGGCCAAUUGCGCGCCGCCCCAUGGGUCUCCCGGUCGCGGCCGGCUACGACAGAACCUGGAUUCGAACCAGGAUCUCUAGUGGCACAGCUAGCACUGCGAUGCAGUGCCUUAGACCACUGCGCCACUCGGGAAAUAAGCUAUAGGCACAACUUUUUAUUGCACAUGAUGCAUUUGUCGAUGUUCAACUUACAUUUACUGGCACUAUGAAGAAUAGCUUAGCCAUAGUCAUUGAUAGCCUAUAUACUUUAAUAUACUGUACUUUGGUGAAUUUAAGAGGCAUUGCUACACUGCGAGACACAGAUUACCAAGUUAUAGCCUAUGCGCACGGUUCCGACUGUCUGUCAGCCUGCCCCGAUCCAGCCUGCUCUCUCUUCACUUUUGAAAAACGCUAUUGUGUGUUUGGUCUUCCUUCUGUUGUGUGUAGAAUAGCUCAGCCUAUUCAUUGAUAACCCCUACUUUAGUGAACUUGCGCGAGACAUUGCAAGCCAAGAAAUUGCGAAAUACAGCAUUGCUAUAGCCUACAUCUUUUGCCUGGUGGCUGACAUGCCUACCUAUGACUGGCUGUGCCCCUCCCAUCUCUCUAUCUCCCUCGCUAGCUCGCUCUUUCUUUGCUGUGAAAGAUGCAAGAGUUUUGUUCUCGAAGUAGAUUACGGCAACUAGUUUCCUCCGUUGCAAAAAUACAGAAUCUUAGGAGUCGAGGAGUCGAUUCCUAGAGGAAUCGAGGCUUGACACCCAGAAAUGGGAGUCGACGGGCAAGGAGUCAAGGAAUCACACCUCGGACAAGCUCAUGUUUGAAACACAUGAAAGCCAUACAAAAAACUGUUUUCAUCCAAAAACAAAUUGUUUAAAUGGCUAAAUUAUUGAACAAUGCACCAGGGGUAUUUGCUACUGUGAUUCCUGAAAUGCAGAGCCUGUUGGAGUGUUUUUCAAAUCCGAAAUUAUACUUUUGUGACAUUGUUUGCUAGCUCUGUCUUAUUGACCACCCAACGUUGCAAACGCUAGUUAACGUGGCAUAAAAUUAACACCUGCCAAAUGUGGGUAGAUUUAGGUAUUGGCCUGUAAAAAUGUAUAUUUAACCAGCCACGCUGGCAGGUGGUUAAUUUAGAGGGCUCUACGGUUAGAGUAUUACAUUCGCAAAAAAUGAUAGUCAAAAGUCAAGUAUGAGCACAUGAGCGAGUUGGGGUCAGAAAAAUGCUGCAGUAGCUGUUUUCAAAGUAUUUCUGCUGUUUUGUUUCAUAGCUGCUAAUAGGGCUGGGCGAUAUGACCAAAAUAUCAUAUCACAGUAUUUUUCAAAUUUUUGACAGUAUGAUGGUAUUUUACAGUAUUUUAUGUUUUUGUAUAAUAAAAGUUCGACAUUUUCUUUGAGUAGUGGGUGACCCUAGUCUGGCAACAUAUACAUUCUGAGUGAUUUCAGUGGGCCUUUCUCCAUUCUGAUUUGUUUUAUACUGUUCAAUUCAACUUCAACCAAAAAUUUUUUCCUGCACUCAUUUGAGAUAAUUUCCACACUGCCAUAUAGGGCUGCACGAUAUGGGGAAAUUUGCCUUAUUUAUAACCAAAUGUUGCAAUUGCGAUUUAGAUCAAAACACUUGGAACUGUUGGAAUCCUGGAAAUAGAAUGUUUAUUCUAAUUCUACAGUUAGAAUAUAAAUAAUAGUGGGCACUUCGAAUACAGUGACAUGACAACCAAUGACAAAGCCAGGGAGGAGUUAUUGUGACAGGGUAGGAACCAAAGUGAUGGUCAGUAUUUCCUAGGGGACCCUAUAUUCUUUGGCUACAUUAAAUGUUUCUUCAUGUAGCCAAUAUAUUCAUGCUUCGCCUAUUCCUCUUUGAUGUAGAAGAUACUGUUGCACAAACAUGCUGAUUUAGGCCUAAACCAGCACUGGUAUCAGGCUGUAUUAGCGAGCUACGUUUGCUCUGACUCGGUACAUUUAUUAGCUAGCCAGCUAACUAUCUAUUAGCAUUAGAGGCUAACAUGAUUUAGCUCAAACUUGCUAAGAAAAUACAAACUAGCUGUUUUCAGAUGUAAGAAACACAAACUAAUAGUGUAAUUGUAGAACACUUGUGGAUUUAUAUUAAGAAGCAAAGUGGAAAUUAACAUUGUUGUCAUAAACAUUGUUGCAUGUGCUGCAUUGACCAUGCAGAUCGAAUGCAAGUGUCUCCUGGUCAAGCAACAACAAAUGUGCUCCUUGAGUGACGGGACGGGGCUAGGUCUAUAUAUAUAUACACACACACAGUGGGGAGAACAAGUAUUUGAUACACUGCCGAUUUUGCAAGUUUUCCUACUUACAAAGCAUGUAGAGGUCUGUAAUUGUUUAUCAUAGGUACACUUCAACUGUGAGAGACGGUAUCUAAAACAAAAAUCCAGAAAAUCACUUUGUAUGAUUUAAGUAAUUAAUUUGCAUUUUAUUGCAUGACAUAAGUAUUUGAUACAUCAGAAAAGCAGAACUUAAUAUUUGGUACAGAAACCUUUGUUUGCAAUUACAGAGAUCAUACGUUUCCUGUAGGUCUUGACCAGGUUUGUACACACUGCAGCAGGGAUUUUGGCCCACUCCUGCAUACAGACCUUCUCCAGAUCCUUCAGGUUUCGGGGCUGUCGCUGGGCAAUACGGACUUUCAGCUCCCUCCCAACAUUUUCUAUUGGGUUCAGGUCUGGAGACUGGCUAGGCCACUCCAGGACCUUGUGAUGCUUCUUACGGAGCCACUCCUUAGUUGCCCUGGCUGUGUGUUUCGGGUCGUUGUCAUGCUGGAAGACCCAGCCACGACCCAUCUUCAAUGCUCUUACUGAGGGAAGGAGGUUGUUGGCCAAGAUCUCGCGAUACAUGGCCCCAUCCAUCCUCCCCUCAAUACGGUGCAGUCGUCCUGUCCCCUUUGCAGAAAAGCCUCCCCAAAGACUGAUGUUUCCACCUCCAUGCUUCACGGUUGGGAUGGUGUUCUUGGGGUUGUACUCAUCCUUCUUCUUCCUCCAAACACGGCGAGUGGAGUUUAGACCAAAAAGCUCUAUUUUUGUCUCAUCAGACCACAUGACCUUCUCCCAUUCCUCCUCUGGAUCAUCCAGAUGGUCAUUGGCAAACUUCAGACGGGCCUGGACAUGCGCUGGCUUGAGCAGGGGGACCUUGCGUGCGCUGCAGGAUUUUAAUCCAUGACGGCGUAGUGUGUUACUAAUGGUUUUCUUUGAGACUGUGGUCCCAGCUCUCUUCAGGUCAUUGACCAGGUCCUGCCGUGUAGUUCUGGGCUGAUCCCUCACCUUCCUCAUGAUCAUUGAUGCCCCACGAGGUGAGAUCUUGCAUGGAGCCCAAAACCGAGGGUGAUUGACCUGGCAUUACUGGAACCAUGUCAUCCAAAAAGUUAUACUUUUGAAUCAUCUGUCCAUAGAACGUUCUUCCAAGAGUCUUGAUGAUCAUCCAGGUACUUUUUGGCAAACUUGAGUCAACUUUUUGGACGAGAUGGGUCCCAUUUAUGCCUGGCGAAAACCAAACACUGCAUUCCACAGUAAGAACAUCAUACCAAAGGUCAAGCAUGGUGGUGGUGGUGUGAUGGUUUGGGGAUGCUUUGCUGCCUCAGGACCUGGACGACUUGCCUUAAUAGAAGGAACCAUGAAUUCUGCUCUGUAUCAGAGAAUUCUACAGGAGAAUGUCAGACCAUCCGUCUGAGAGCUGAAGCUGAAGCGCAGCUGGGUCAUGCAGCAAGACAAUGAUCCAAAACACACAAUCAAGUCUACAUGAAAAUUGCUAAAAAGCAACAAAUUGGAAGUUUUGGAAUGGCCUAGUCACAGUCCAGACCUAAUCCCAAUUAAGAUGUUGUGGCAGGACUUGAAACGAGCAGUUCAUGCUUGAAAACCCACACGUCACUGAGUUAAAGCAGUUCUGCAUGGAAGAGUGGGCCAAAGUUCCUCCACAGCGACGUGAGAGACUGAUCAACAACUACAGGAAGCAUUUGGUUGGAGUCAUUGCAGCUAAAGGUGGCACAACCAGUUAUUGAGUGUAAGGGGGCAAUUACUUUUUCACACAGGGGAAUUGGGUGUUGCAUAACUUUGUUUAUGAAAUAAAUAUGUAAUUGUUGUGUUAUUUGUCCACUUAUGUUCCCUUUAUCUAAUAUUAGGUUUUGGUUGAAGAUCUGAUAACAUUCAGUAUCACAAAUAUGCAAAAGUAGAGAAAAUUAGAAAGGGGGCAAAUACUUUUUCACAGCACUGUAUAUACAGUGAGGGAAAAAAAGUAUUUGAUCCCCUGCUGAUUUUGUACGUUUGCCCACUGACAAAGACAUGAUCAGUCUAUAAUUUUAAUGGUAGGUUUAUUUGAACAGUGAGAGACAGAAUAACAACAACAAAAAUCCAGGAAAACGCAUGUCAAAAAUGUUAUAAAUGUAUUUGCAUUUUAAUGAGGGAAAUAAGUAUGUGACAAAUAAAAUUUGAUUUGAAGUCUGUGUUUGGAGGAUAUAUUGGUACGGGUGUUGUUAGGCCCGAGAGGAAGUCGAGUGCCGGCAAACCGUGCCAAUAUAUCCUCCAAACACUGGCUUCGAGGGCAUUAUCACUUUUAUAAAACGGGUUACCAACAUAUUCAAAUAAUGAUUGACAUAUUUUAAUUAACGUUAUUUUGAUUAAUUUAUUCAUACUAUUUAAUCAUUCCACAAGAUAUUGUCCCAACACAUCUAGGGUUGCUAGACGCGACCCAGUCGUUCAGUCUUUUUGUUCUGUAUCUAUAGACGCGACCCAGUCAUUCGUUCUAAAUGUUCCAUUGCCAUACUAGCUGGCAACGUUCUUAUCCCUUGCUUGCUAGCUAGCCAACUACGGCUAAUUUACAGUCACGUCAAAAAGUGCUGCCAGAAUAACAGCAAAGUACCUUCAUUUGCAUUUGUUUAAGCUGUUUUCUAGUGACAUUUAUUUGGAUACAUCCAUAACAAUGAGCUAAUGAGGCACGAUUUCACCUGGCAUAGAAAAUGUGCUCACGCAUCAGGACACUUGUUCAGAGGAGCUAGCCAACAACACAGCUACAGUAACACAAUCACUUCAAACUGAAGCUGGAAAGACUGCAAAUUAGCUGUGUUUCGUUUUACCUUUUUUCUGUAUAUAUCCAUAACAAUGAUGCCAGCUGAUUCAUGAUUUCGACUGGCUGAGAAACGCAGCCUGCCUGUCUCGUCCCGACACGUUCAUUACUAUGGGACAGCAGAAGAUCGAAUUUAAAUAUUGAAACAAUGUUGCAAAUUUCAGAGAGACAGACAGCAAGGUGUAUACAAAUCUCUGCGGUUGAAAACUAAAUGUUAGAAAUGGUAGAUAAUGUCUAGAUGCUUUUUAUAGUGGAGAUCCAUUUUAUAAAUUGCCUGGCUGGGCUGAUGAGACAGUGGACUGCGCUGUCCAAUUGAACAGCUUAAAUAGGCAUUUUAAUGUCAAAGAUUUAGCCCGCGGCAAUUUGUGGAAUAGACACUGGCUGGAAUGCGGUUUUAACCAAUCAGCAUUCAGGAUUAGACCCACCUAUUUGUAUAAUUAAAUGUCUACCGUGUCCACGGUGUGUCCGGAUUCCCUUUUCCCGCACUAUAUUCAAAUGCCAGAAUUCAUACUACAAACGGUGGAAUAGGCAAAAUAUGAUAAGAGCAACAACUGAUGGCAGUAGCUAACUACUGUAGCCAACUAACCCCUGUAGCUAGCCAGCAAGCAACGCUAAAGGGAUUGCAAACGGGUUUUUCUAGCUAGCUGGCUACCAUUUAUGUGUCCAGCAAACACGUUCCUCACACGUUAGGAACGUAUUUUCUCCAACGUUAUAAUGAAAAGGUGCCUCUCGGUCCCAAAACACAAGUUUUCUGGAGACUUGUGGGAGGAGUGCUGAUGACACUGCCCACUGUAUGUGCUUUCGGUAGCCUGAUUGCGUCCAGACUGAGGAGAAAUCCUCACACAAACAAUGCAUCCCUGACCACCACCUGAAGUGGUCAGCCAGAUCUGAACACAAUCAAUGCGAUCUUCGUAUUCUGAUAGCAGCAGUUGCAUGUAAGUGUCAAGUGUAGACACGGCCUUAGAUAAACUUGUUGCUGGCAUAGUUGAUCUAAGGUCGUGUCUACACUUACGUGCAACUUCAUUAGCCAGCUAAGUAGGUAACGUAGCAAGGCUAGCUAAUUGAGGCUACUUUGCUGCACUCCCCGUCCUUGUCUACAAAAACUCCAUUCAUAUUAAAUAACAGCCUACCUGUUGGUUGAUCAUUGUAGCCUACUCCUUCUCAUUUAGCCAACUUAAUUCAAUUUACCAUUGACUACAAAUCUCCAACUUCACUUGCUACACAGUCUGACUGUAGCACCACAAUGAUUGACCGACAAUAAAAACAAGCCACACACUUAGUCCAAUUGUUGCAUGAUUCUACUAUUUUCAUCCGUUUGCAUCAGUUUCAAUAGAGGACUUUUAUUUUGAAAGCGAACCACCGAUUCCACUAUUGUUGCUUACGCUAAUCUUGUUCACGAUACACACGUCUAGUUGACUACACUAAAGUUACUAGCUAGCUACAAACUUGUAGCUAUAACAUUACAGGCAAGGAUCAUGUCAGAAGUAGGGUUAGAUAUUACUGCACUGUCGGAGCUAGAAGCACAAGCAUUUCGCUACACCCGCUAUAACAUCUGCUAAACACGUGUAUGUGACAAAUAAAAUUUUAUUUGAAGUAGCUGUACCUAGCUAGCUACGCUAGCCUCUUGCUAAGAAAUUGUCUAGCAACGCGUUCUGAACAAGUUAGCUUAGUUAGAAGCUAGCUAACUAGCUUGGUAGGUAAGUUAGCUAGGUUACUCUCGCACACUGUAAAACGUUUGAUCACUCGUGGCCAUUCUACCCAGACACUGCUGUUCAGUAUUGAAUGACGUGUCAUGGUUGUGCCCAUGUACUCUGCCCGAAUUGAAAAAAAGAUACCCCUUUUUACCAGGGGUAUAUUUAUGCAAUGUUGUAUAGCUUAAUGUCUUUGCCUCACACUUUGAUUAUUUCCCUCAAUCUCACCAUCUGCGUUUAUCCCAUAGGAAGAGGUAUGUGACAUUAUCAACAAGAGGUACAAUGAGUUCCUACCCAGUAUGCAGGGGGCAGAGGCACUUAUGGGACAGGCUGAGGAGGUCUCUAAAGAAAUUGACGUCCUCAAAAGCUGCAUUGAGACAGAGGUAAGCUUCACUAACUACUCAUGGGUCAAUGGGUUCGCCUUGUGUUUUUGGAGGUGUUAUUUGACUGUCCGUUGGCAGAGACCUACUAUUGACUGUGUGUGUACAGGUGCAGCAUAAUCUUCAUACAGCUGUGACUGAAUAUGCCAAGCUGAAGCAGCAGCUGGAGAGAAACACUACUGUCAUUGCCAUGCUCAGGCACCUAGAAGAGGUAGCCUACAUCCCUCCCCACUGUGGCCCUAACCUGGUCCCCACUGAUAUCUACACAUGGCCCUGUUUAAACUGAAUAAUGUUAUUUAUAGUAAUGCACAGAUUUAGCGCUUGAGUUCUGUCCUUGUGUACCUGGCCCGAGACACGAAUUUGGGAUGAUCAUCAAUAAUAUUGGUAAAUGUCAACGCAUAUUUACAUGUUUUUCUGUUGUCGAUUUAGUUUCACAUUGCAAUGGAGGAGUUUCACAAAGCCCUACUGGAGAAGAAGUAUGUAAUUUCGGCCAAGCAGUUAGAAAAGGCCCGGCACAGUGCAGACUCUCUGAAGGCGUGGAAAGGCUCUGAGCUGCCCCUGCUGAGAGCCCUGAGCUCAGAGCUCACUGUCCAGAGAGAGAACCUCAUCUACCAUCUGGGGGAUGAGUGGAAGAGACUGGCUGUCUGGAAACUGCCUCCUUCCAAAGGUAAAUAGACUCUCCCAGGCAUCGUAGAGAGGGGAAAGACCCUGGUCUGAUGCUUGGCCUCAUAAGUACACAGCUUAAUUUAUUGACCAUGAAGUGUUAGUAAGUAGCCAUUCUAGGGCACUUGUAUUGAGGAUAAGUAGGUUGCCUUAGGGGUAUCAGCCACACUUAGAAGGGUAUAGCAUGGAAUCCUCUGAUAUAAAUGUAUUAUUUAAAACAUGUUUGGUAAGUUUAUUUUAUUUUACUUACAGUGGUAAAUUGCACUCUUCUAGUGAUAUGGGGGGGGGAAUCGAUAGUUACAUGUCUGGAUAUAAUUUAUAAUGAUAUUAUAUAGUAUCGUUUCGACAAUAUCCAAUAUUUGGUGCUAGUUAGAUGUACCUGCAUAGCUUGUUCUCCAUCUUCUUUUUAAAUAGGGAGCCAAUUUGUUUCAUCACUUAUUUCCAUGACUGAUCAAAACAGGUUUUCUCAUGGCUCUCUCUUGUCCCUGUGCAGCAGACAUAUGGUGGCAAUAUGUUUGGAACAUCGAAUUGCAAUAAAAUCACAGUAUCGAAUCGCAAUACAUAUGAGUCGUGAGAAUCGCAACACAUAUCAUAUCGGCACCUAACUAUCGCGAUAAUAUCGUAUCAUGAGGUCCCAUGCAAUUCCCAGCCCUACUUGAUUCAUGUUAUCUCAGGUGAACAGUGGUACCGUGUUAUGCCACCACAGACACUGAUUGUGUGUCCAUCUGUCCUCAGAGUCGACAGGGAUGAAGUCUUUCCUGAAGAUGGAGCUCCAGCUGACCCUGGGCGGGAACAAGGAGCCCCAGCAGAGCCCUCCCCCUCUGCUCUCCUGUGUCCUCCAGGCCCUGGCCAUCCAGGGGGAACUCCAACACAAGAUAAAACUCUUCAGUAAGACCCAGUGUCCAGUCAAUGUUUUUUUUUUUUUUUACUGUAAAGCUGACCACAUUUUAUUGAAGUUGAACUCGUUGAAACCACCUUGUGAAAUACCCCCCUAUUAUUUGAAUAAGGAUUAUUUUCUGUUUGUAUUAGUCUGACUAUUGAGUUUUAAUAAUGUGGACUGCCUCUCUGUUCUGUACAUACACUGUGAGGCUGCUUCCAUAGCAUCCUGUUAGUCCAUCAUGAGACAGCCAGCCUCUCCCCACUCUAGGCCAGGUGCUGCUGAAGUACCUGCUGAAGCCCUUGAUCAUGUACCCCUCUCUGAACGUGGAGGUGUCGGAGCAGCAAGGCGAGGGCACCCUACUCUCUCUCCAGUGUGCCGAGACCCCCGAGGAGCACCCCAGCCCCUCCCAGGUCUACACCAAAGUCCUGGUGGUACUCAAGACCCUACACACACACCUGCUAGGUAGCCACUACUGCAAAUAGUCCUAUUUGUUGGUCAUUUAGCGCUGGUUUCCCACACACAGAUUAAGCCUAGUCCGAGACUAAAAAGCUACAGUAUUUCAAUGGAGAUUCUCCAUUGGUCUUGCUUUUUAGUCCAAGACUAGGCUUAUUCUGCAUCCGGGAAACCGGCCCGUAGUCUCUUGUUUAGAAGGAUUAUUGAGUUUCAAUUUAACAAAAAAUAUCCUUUGGUCACAGCAAAUAUGAAACGAGUUAAUAUGCCAGCUGCCAUUUUAGAGCAUUGCCAUUGGCACUAUAACAACACGUCUCUCUUGUUUUGCUUUGCAGACGUAUCAGUUGGCGAGAGAAAAGUGUCUUUCAUACUGGGAGACCUGGUAUGGCAGGAGAUGUCUCACUGCAUCAUACAUGAGUGCCUCCUGUACUCAAUCCCAACCAAUAGCAGCCAGCUUGAACAGUACAGUGUGGUAUGUAUCAAAGGCUAACCAAGUACUCCAAAUACACCCUUAUCAGUCCCUCCAGGAUUCUGAGAUCUUUUAUUUUUUUUGCUAAAUCAACAAUUCCCCGCAUAUUAUGCAAGGGCUUGUAAAUUUGACCAAUCACCACACUAUUUCUGCAUAAAAUAGUCAAAUCCUCGCAAUAUUAUUGCAUAAAAAUGACCCAUCACCGCAGUACAAAAAGAGGGCUCGCUAUUUCAACCAAUCUCCACAUUUACUGCAUAAUAUGGUUCAAUCAAGCCACACGUCAACAAACUUUCUUUCCCUUUGUCAGCACAUUUGUGACAAAUUGGACAAAAUCUUCGCAUAUUGCCAUGCAAAAGGUCAGAAUUGCUGUAGCAAUACAGUUUGUGCCUGUUGGUUUUGUCGAAGAAAUACAAAUACCUAUAUUUUUGGAACUAAAAACUUGAUAUAGACUAUGUAAAGAACAUUUGCUGCAAAGACAUACUGCUAGAAAGGAGACUUUUCAUUCUGUCAUUCAUACCACCCUGUAUGUUCUCACCCCCAGGUGAUCAAAGAGACGGAGGAGUUUGAGAAAUCCCUGAAGGAGAUGCAGUACCUCAGAGGAGACGCCACCGAGCUGCUCAAGUACGCCCGGGACAUCAACUGCCACUUUGCCAGCAAGAAAUGCAAAGACGUGAUUGUGGCGGCACGCAAGCUGAUGACCUCUGAGAUGCAUAACACCGUCAAAGUGUGAUGUUCUCCUACAGUCUAUCCAUGGUCUUAUCUGUGUGGUUUCUAAUUAUUACGUACACAGUCAAUAGCCACACAGUUGACUCCUGAUGUACAGUAUGUGGUUGCUUGCCACUGCAACAUGUGAAUGCAUGCACUAAAUCAGAACAUACAUAUACCCAGAGAAAAUAAACGCAACUAGGACAGGUGAACUGCUUUGCAUCUUGCACUGCAGGUAAAUGCACAGAGGUUGUACUUGACUGUACUGCUAACAUCACUUCCUGCCAACAGAUCACACCAGAUUCUAAGCUCUCGGUCCCCAAGCUGCCCAGCCCUGGAGACAACAAGGGCAAGCAGGAGGCCAAGAAGCUUGAGGCGUCCAGGUUGGAGAACGAGAAGCAGCUGGGUGCGCGGACGCUGUGCCUGCCUGUGUGUCGCAUCAGCGAGUCGGUGCAGGAGCUGAUGGGGCUGGCCCUACACACGCUGUCCGAGGCCGUGGGCAGCUCCAGCCAAUGGUACGCUCUCAUGUUACGCGGUGCCAUGUUACCCACUGCACAUGAUGACUUAAUAUUAACUCUUCAGCUUUAGCCCAGUGUUUCACUAAAGUUUUUUGUUUUGCGAAGAUGACACUUUCUCAUUUUUGUCCUUCGAAGUGCUACCCAACUGUUCUUCGCGGUGCGGAAUAUAUUCCAGCUAUUCUAUGAUGUUGUGCCUACAUACCAUAAGUGAGUAUAUUCUGUUUAUUUAUACUGAAUUUCAGUAUUAGCAUUUCCCCCCGAGACUGUGUCUGUCUCACUGACUUCUCUCUGUGUCUCUGCUCUCCAGAGAGAACCUGCUCAAGUUCCCCCACCUGGCAGCCAUCCAGCACAACAACUGCAUGUACAUCGCCCACCACCUGCUCACCCUCGGCCAUCAGUUCAGGCCACACCUGCCCUACCCCCUCAGCGAGGGCGCUGCCACCUUCGUGGACCUGGUGCCCGGCUUCAGGAAACUGGGUAAGGGAAUGAGCGUGUCCCAUGGCUUGCCUAGCAUUAGCAUGGCUACACUCUUGAUGGGCUUUUGUGGUGGUUGAACUGUUGUUGUUUUUUUUCCAAAAAGGAUGAUGAGACCAGGGAGAUUUGAGUCAAUCAUGUUCUAUAGACAUCCCAACUCCGAUGUGGAUGAAAAGCGAAUGUACACUUCUAGCUCUCUGACUCUCUUGCUGUGUGUUUCCCCAGGCGCUCAGUGCUUCCUGGCCCAGCUGAACGUCCAGAGAGCGGAGAUGCUGGAGCGUCUCUCCACUGCACACAACUUCUCCAACCUGGAUGACGAGGACAACUACUCCGCAGCCAGCAAGGCCGUCAGGCAGGUCAGUGUUCAAGUGAACUGGCAAUAUAGCUGAAAGAGAUCUACAAUUGUCUAUAUGAUGACUGUAGCCACAUAUUGCAUUAGAGCUCCAGUAUUUUCAAAGAAGUUGUCUCAAAGGGCAACUAUCAGCCAGACAUUCUAAAAUGGUGAGUUAAGCAUCAGUUAAAGGGAUAGAUAAGGGAAAAUGUAUGUUUUGGUCAAAUUUUGAAGGAAGCAUGAUUAGCAUAGCAGGAGGCCAUCAAUUGUUGGGACAAUGCUAAUUAUACUAACUCAUGCCUGUGGCAAAAGUAAACAACAGAUUAUUGAGGACCCUGUCACUACUGGCCUACAAGACAACUCAAGGUAAGAGGAAAUUGACCCAAACAUAACUUUUGGCUGAACUAUCCCUUUAAGCUUCAGAUCAAACGUUAGAAAUGCUUGGCUUGUAUCAAAUGCACAGAUACAAUUCUUACAGGAUGUGGUCAUUGUUCCAUCACUGAAAAUGACUUGUUUCAUUUGCAGGUCAUCCAUCAGCUGAAGAGGCUGGGCACCGUCUGGCAAGAUGUUCUACCAGUCAACAUAUACUGUAAAGCCAUGGGGACUCUACUCAACACUGCCAUCUCAGAGCUGAUUGCCAAAAUCAUGAUGCUGGAGGUGAGGGCAGGCUCUUAUUUGAUAAUGUGACUUGUGUUUUCUCCAUGAUUUUAAAGGGGGCACAUAUUGCUAAUCUUGGUUGAAUGAGUGGUCUUCCUCAUCCUAUGAUUUCUAUCCAAUUUGCUCGUCUUUAGGAUAUCUCCACUGAAGAUGGGGAGCACCUACACAUCCUCUGUCAGACUAUUAUCGAGGAAGGACCCCUGGUGUUCAUUCCUCUGCCUGAGGAGAGCAAGAACAAGAAGUACCAGGAGGAGGUACCCGUGUACGUGAAGAAGUGGAUCACCUUCAAGGAGCUGGUCAUCGUGCUGCGAGCUAACCUGCAGGAGAUAGUCGACAGGUACAAAAAUGAACUUCUCAGCUUGUCAAAUCACCAUUAAAGCUAUAAAUUUUUGUCAUAAGAAAAAAGUAUGAAAACAGUUCAUUCUUUCUAUUAGUCGUGUGUACACUUUUGGAAUUGUGGUUGUCUUUGUUUGAACGGUAUACCACUGAUUACUCUAAUUGAUUGAUUUGUCUUUGUUUCCUGUCUGAAGGUGGGCGGAGGGCAAAGGGCCUCUGGCGCUGGAGUUCUGUAGUUCCGAGAUGAAGAGCCUGAUCCGAGCUUUGUUCCAGAACACUGAGAGGCGGGCGGUGGCUCUCAGCAAAAUCAAAGACUCUUGAUUCCAACAGACGACCCUUAUUUGCUGCAGCACUUUCCUUCACUGCUGUGGAAAAGUGUUCAUUAAUAUCUUAAUGCCUAGUUGUGAACUUAAAUGCAAUAUAUGCCAUUGUAACAAUAACUAUUUUGCAUAUAAACUGCAGUUUUGAAAUCCUGUUGUAUAUCCAGCUUUAAAAACCCAAUAAUGCACCAAUAAUGCUUCUACUUUCAGCUAAGCCAUUAAUGCAAUAAGGUACAGUAUGCCUGUGGACAAGCUCUACCACACUAAUAAUGCAUACUGUACUAGGAUGCGCAAAAGGCUAGGGCUAUUGCCUUUCAUUAAACUGUGUUUUCUUUCUCUGUUCAUCAUUUCAUAAAAUGAUUUGUACCUGAAACGGCUUUGUGAAUGAGCACUAUGUGAACUGAAAAGAUCAGAUGGGACAUUUAUACACAUCUCUUCAACCAUGAUUAUCCAGAUGCUUUACUAUUCUUCUUAAUGUUUCGUGCUUUAUAUUUUUUUGUAGAGUACUUUGGAAUUACAUUGUGAGUUGAUAAUGCAGGAAUAUGGUUGAAGAUUUGCAGGUAGCUACAUGGAACGUCUAUCAGUUAAUGUAUAUUUUAAUUAUGUGAUAAAUUAUAAUUUCCUAUCAAAUUCAACAAA
This is a messenger RNA of Coregonus sp. 'balchen', 15519 nucleotides long. NCBI's taxonomy places the organism in Eukaryota, Metazoa, Chordata, Actinopteri, Salmoniformes, Salmonidae. The record is from the annotation of a GenBank genome assembly.